This is a messenger RNA of Capronia epimyces CBS 606.96, 1998 nucleotides long. RefSeq lists its product as uncharacterized. The coding region runs from base 1 to 1998 and encodes 665 amino acids. The transcript has a single exon. Gene Ontology annotation, biological process: positive regulation of transcription by RNA polymerase II; DNA-templated transcription. NCBI's taxonomy places the organism in Eukaryota, Fungi, Ascomycota, Eurotiomycetes, Chaetothyriales, Herpotrichiellaceae. The record is from RefSeq and is a predicted model, not a curated record. Gene Ontology annotation, molecular function: sequence-specific DNA binding; zinc ion binding; DNA-binding transcription factor activity, RNA polymerase II-specific.
AUGGCCGAGACGGAUGACGCUGACGCGUUUGCCCAUCGACGGGUACCCCGGAGUCUAUCAAUAUGGUUGGAGGAAGAGAUUUUGAAGCUCGAGAACAAGAACGAGAAUGUGAAACAAGGAAACGAUAUGGAACAAGAUGCCGAUGCCAUGCCGGAUGCAGGGAGAGAACUGUUGGACUCCAUCCCGUACGGCCGUCACCCUCACCAUCACCAGCUCUCUCAUGACACAGGGGAGAAGAUGAUCGAUGUGAUCAGCAGAGCCAUCACCUACCCCUGGAUUGGGUUUUCCAAGGAAUUGUCGCUGCCCAAUUUUGUCCUCUUCUCGGAAGCCACAGUGCCAUCGAUUGAGAAGCAUCCACAGGAACAUGAAGAGAUGCAUGGCCCAUCCCCAUCUUGGACCUGCCACCGGCAACUGGUCGGCGAAGAUCCCUUACGAGCAAUACCGAAACAUGUGGGAGACUUUCUCCUGGAGAAUUACAUCUCGAGGACGGUUCCGUCAUACCCCAUCUUUCACGAGAGCUGGCUUCGAGAUAGUCACGCUGCCGUCAUCGGCACAGCCGGGCUGGACCAUGGUCAAGUGCCAGUGGCCACCCCAUACCAGGUCUACGUGAUCAGUCUCGUGAUGGCAACGUCUCUUUCCACCGCGGCACGGUCCAAGCAGGUCCAGGCCAACAAAAUGGCAUUCAGCUUGUUUCAACACGCGACGCAAUACAUCGGGGAGGUCUUGACCAACGAUUUGGCGGGUCUACAAGCUCUGGCACUUCUCCAUACGUACGCGGUGAUGAAUCCCGCGGCAGCCAACGUCUACUUUCUUGCCGGGUUCAUGAUGCAGGCUUGCAUCGACCUCGGACUCCACCGUGAAGAUGAGGACCCGGAUGGGGCGGUGCAUGAUUAUUUGGCGCGGGACAUGAAACGUCGACUCUUCUGGUCAGCCUGGGAGAUGGAUGCGUCGUGUAACGCGGGCUUGUCGCGCUCUCCCACCCUGCUUCCUCACCAGAUCACCACAGGGUUCCCUUCCGAUCUGGCAGACAGUGCCAUCCACCGAACCCAUCUAGACCCAACGGGGCAACCGUCCAAGUUCAUCUGCGGCAAGGUGCGGACGUUUCGACUGAUCGAAUGUGAGAUCAUCUCCACUCUUUUCCAUGGCCAGCCUCUGGCGGAAAGCUUUGCGACUCUGGCUGAGUGGAUGGCCGAUGUGGAAGACCGGAUUCAUGCUUGGAGAAGCCAGAUCCACGCGUCCAGUGCCGCCAACCAAGACUCGUCUCUUUCGGCACAAUGGAUGGAGAUGUCGUUGUUUGCCGACAUAGCGGAUCCCUUGAUCAUCGUCACUCUCUACAGGCCAUGCCCCAAAGUCAAGUAUCCCACCGUGACCAACCUCAUCAAGGCCUUCAAAGCGGCCAUCAAGGUCGGCGAGGGCUACUCGCAACAGGCACAAAUGGACUUUGGAAGCCCCAAGUACACCUUCCAGCCGUGUUACCACGUCUUCUCGUCGGCCAUUGUAUUUCUGCACACCAUCCGCCAGUGCGAGUCUGUCCUAGCAUCUCUAUUCACGCUGGACGACAUGACCGAAUUCAUGCUGACCUUCUCUCGGUUUUUCUCUCUGAUUGCCGAGAGAUGGCCAGCGGCGUUGAAAUGUCUACACGAAUACCAUCGCCUCUUGGAGCCGGUGAAGGAGCGUUAUACGGCUUUUGUUCUCCAUCUUCAAAGCAACAGCAACAGUAACGCCAACACCAACAGCAACAACAACCUACGGUCGGCGACAGGCACGCUCGACACCAACAUCAACACCAACACCAACACUACUAUUUUCGACACCAGCACCAACUCAGCCAUCUUCGACUUCACCCCAGGAUACUCGCCGAACGAGUCAACGGCCUACGUCAACUCUCUGUUUGAAUCCAUGGAAAACGCCAAUUCCACCGAUUUUCUUGACAUGAGGGAUAUUGUUGACUUUGACUGGACCGAAGAUUUUGAUUUUGAAUUCGACGUUGAUUCCUGA